AUGAAAAACAGGAGUCUAUUCGGCGGCGUUGUCUCCGCUCUCCUCCUGGGAGCCCACGCUCAGUUCCCCCCAAAAAGGGAGGGCAUCACCCCCGGACUAUGCGAAACAACGCCAGGCGUCAAGUCGUAUUCGGGAUACGUCCAUCUUCCGCCCAACUUUCUCGAGGACGGAGACCAGGACUAUCCCAUUAACACCUUCUUCUGGUUCUUCGAAGCCCGUAAGGACCCAGCCAAUGCCCCCUUGGCCAUAUGGCUGAACGGCGGUCCAGGGGGUUCGUCCAUGAUGGGCCUGUUGGAGGAGAACGGCCCCUGUUUUGUCGCGCCGGACUCUAAGUCGACAUACCCCAAUCCCUGGAGCUGGAACAACGAGGUCAACAUGCUCUACAUUGACCAGCCCGUGCAGACCGGCUUCUCGUACGACGUCCUGACCAACGUGACGAUACAGCUGGAUGUCGAGGACCCGUCCGAGCCCGUCAUCACGCCCACCAGCUUCACCGACGGCGAGAUCCCCGCGACCAACAACACCUUUUGGGUCGGGACCAUGGGGAGCCAGAAGGUGUCCCAGACCACCAACACCACGGAGCGGUCCGCCCACGCCAUGUGGCACUUUCUGCAGACGUGGCUGUUCGAGUUCCCACACUACCGGCCAGACGACGGCAAGAUCAACCUCUGGGCCGAGAGCUACGGUGGGCGCUACGGGCCGGGCUUCUUUCGCUUCUUCCAGGAGCAGAACGAGCGGAUUGCCAACGGGAGUUUGUCGCACCCUGGGGCGCGCCCCUUACAACUCGGCACUCUAGGCAUCAUCAACGGCGCCAUUGACUGGUCGAUCCUUGCGGAAGCCUGUUUCGACUUCCCCUUUAACAACACCUACACCCCCCCGCUCUACCCCCCCUCCCUACACACCUCCCUCCUACACAACUGGACGCGCCCCCACGGCUGGCACGCCCAACUCCUCGCCUGCCAAACCGCUCUCCUCUCCCCCCACCCCAACCCCAACCCCCCCAACACCAACAUCUCCACCCUCUGCACCACCACCCUCGCCACCCUCGAAGCGGCCUGCUUCGACACCUACACGACCACCGCCCGCCGCGGACCCUACGACAUCGCCCACCCGGCGGCGGACCCCUUCCCGGCGCCGCACGCGCGCGGCUGGCUGGCGCGCGGGGAGGUGCUGGCCGCGCUGGGGGUGCCGGUCAAUUACACGGCGGCGUCGGCGGCGGUGGCGGGGGCGUCUGAGCGGUCGUGGGAUAUGCUGAGGGGGGGGGAUUUUUUGCCGCGUGGUGGGGGGAGGGUGGCGCGCGGGGUGCGGUGGGAAGGGAGGGAGGUGUUUGGAAGGGGCGCGGGGUAUGCGAGGUUGGUGGUGGAGGGCGGGGAGGAUGGAAUGGGGGAGGACUGGGAGUGGAAGGGCUUGACCAAGCAGGUCGGUUCGUUCAGUUUCACGCGCUUGUUCCAGGCCGGGCAUGAGGUGCCCGCGUACCAGCCGAGGGCGUCGUACGAGGUGUUUCGGCGGGCCAUGGGCGGGUGGGAUGUGCCGACCGGGAGGGUGAGGGUCGGGGACGGGUUCGUGACGGAGGGCCGGCGGGAUGCCUGGGUGGAGAGUGAGGUGCCCGAGAUGCCGAGCCCCAAGUGCUACGUGCUGAAGCCGGAUACCUGCGAGCCCGAGGUGUGGCAGACGGUGGUGAAUGGGACGGCCGUGGUGAGGGAUUGGUUUGUUGUUGAGGGGACGUCGUUGGAAGAGGCCCAGGGGGGGUUGGGAGGGGAUGAACUAUGA
Molecule: messenger RNA, 1770 nt
Organism: Chaetomium globosum CBS 148.51
Lineage: Eukaryota; Fungi; Ascomycota; Sordariomycetes; Sordariales; Chaetomiaceae
Exons: 5
Coding region: 1-1770 (589 amino acids)
Biological process (GO): proteolysis
Cellular component (GO): fungal-type vacuole
Molecular function (GO): serine-type carboxypeptidase activity
Source: RefSeq, a predicted model, not a curated record